GUUGACUGUCGGCCGAUAUACAUACACAAGCGAUCAGCGCUUUAGAGCAAUACAUUUACCGCACUCUGAAGACUGGACUUUACAGAUAAAGUACCCGCAACACAGAGACUCUGGAAUUUACGAGUGUCAAAUAUCAACUACUCCACAUAUGAGCCAUUUUAUACAUUUGAAUGUCGUUGAACCUACAACAGAAAUCAUAGGUGGUCCUGAUCUCUAUAUUGAUAGAGGCAGCACUAUAAACUUGACUUGCGUGGUUCUGUACUCACCAGAGCCGCCAGCGUAUAUUUUUUGGAAUCACAAUGAUGCGAUAAUAAGUUACGAUUCCCCACGAGGAGGCGUGUCGGUUGUGACGGAGAAAGGGGAGACUACCACAUCCUUUUUGCUGAUCCAGCAAGCUAGACCUUCGGAUUCGGGGACUUAUCAGUGCAACCCUAGUAACGCUCAGUCUAAAAGCGUGGUGGUGCACGUUUUAAAUGGUGAAUACCCGGCGGCAAUGCAGCGAGGCGGGCAGGCCUUCGCCCCAACAUCGCCCACGCACUGCAUCGUCUUGGCCGCUUGUCUCUUCAUCACACUGUCUUGA
Messenger RNA from Diatraea saccharalis (sugarcane borer), 580 nucleotides. Lineage: Eukaryota; Metazoa; Arthropoda; Insecta; Lepidoptera; Crambidae. The record is from the annotation of a GenBank genome assembly.